AUGCCUCUCGAUGAAGAGGGUGCCAAGUGGUCUUGCGAACCGUGCAUUCGCGGCCACCGAUCCUCAAAAUGCCAACACUUCGACAGACUUAUGAUGAAAGUACCCAAGGCUGGACGCCCCCUGGCCAAAUGUCCUCAUCCGAAGGGAUCUUGCAGUUGCCAGAAAACAUUUGCGUUCAUGGUCCGGAUUCCGAAAGGCUCGACUUGUUUAUGCCGGCCCCUGUAUAAAGUCCCUGCAAAUACAGAUGAUUCCUCGCAGCCUAUCCCGACACCUGUGCCCCCGGUUUCGUCUUCUUCGGGCAAAGUGCAGAAACCGGGAAGAAGACACAGCAAUAUUCAAUCAACGUCGGGAAAUCUUGCGAAGGCGCUGGAGUCCAUGCCGGACAAUCCUAAAUUCGAGGAGGGUGUGGCCAAUUACGCGGCAAGCGUUCCUCACCACUCUGAACAGAAUGGUUGUCACCCAACACCUCACCCAAGCAUGCAUUCGAGCAAUGGCUUUUCACCUGCACCUGUAUCCGAUGAAGCUACCAUAAAUGGAUCCAGCUGCUGUUCCAAGAAACCUCAGCCCCCACCAGUAGCUUCUAAUGGUGGAGGUUCUUGCUGCUCUGGAAAGUCUAGUGCACCCCCGACACUCAAUACUAUCUUCAAUGGGAAUGGGGUCAAGACGAGUCAACCUUCUGGCUGGAACGGCAUGUCCUACGUGGAUUAUUCUGCACCCCAGAUGCCUGCUUGGCAAAACCCAAUGGCCUCUGCCCAAGGCCAAUUCAUGCAGACUUUGGGAAUGAAUAGCGCUCAGUCCCAUCCACUUUACAUGCACGAUUACCAGCCAGAUGUGUCCUCUACACCAUCUUACUCGAAUACGAUGAAUGGUCUUGGGGUUACGCAGACAGCCGUGACUCAAUUCGCGUCGAACCAUUUCCAAAAGUCUUCCUACGCCCCUCCCCAGCUUGGCGCCGAUUCUUGCCAUGACUGCGAAUGUGGAGAUGAAUGUCAAUGCCUAGGCUGUGCGACCCACCCAUUCAACAACACGACCCGCCAACAUGUCCAGGAGAUGGGUGUUAUGAUGACCUUCGAUGGAGAUGAAAAUUCCCCCGAAACCAUCACCAAUGCCUACCAGCCAUCUCCCUUCCAGGGUACUACCCCAUCGACUCCAUUGAGCUUCGGUUUCAUGCAACAAAACCCUUCAAUGGAAAGCACUGCCCAGCAAAACUCCUUCGAUCCGUACUCAGACCACAACUCGACCAUGUCCUCUGGCUACUCCUCUCCUCUCCGCGCCAGCCACCUUUUGAACCAGCAGUUGAUGCACCCAUCUGAAUACUACACUCUGGAGUACCCGGUGGGAAUUCCGUCAACUUGCUCCGACGUGACGGGUAGCUGCCAAUGCGGCAAUGACUGCAGCUGCGUUGGCUGUCUCACACACAGCGGCCACAAUGGCGUGUCUUUCGAGGCACCUACCCCGGACCCAUCUACUACCCACACGACAGAGCAGCAACCCUCAUCUCAUUGCCAUACUCCUGCGACGUCUGUCGGUAACCAUACCUCGCAUAUUCCUGUGCUAGAAAGCAUCUCAGUCCCAUGCCUGAGCCCACGCACGCUUGAGACAUCCAUGAUAUGA
Messenger RNA from Penicillium cinerascens, 1614 nucleotides. RefSeq names its product copper fist DNA-binding domain-containing protein. The transcript has 3 exons. The coding region runs from base 1 to 1614 and encodes 537 amino acids. Gene Ontology annotation, molecular function: RNA polymerase II cis-regulatory region sequence-specific DNA binding; copper ion binding; DNA-binding transcription factor activity, RNA polymerase II-specific. The record is from RefSeq and is a predicted model, not a curated record. Lineage: Eukaryota; Fungi; Ascomycota; Eurotiomycetes; Eurotiales; Aspergillaceae. Gene Ontology annotation, biological process: positive regulation of transcription by RNA polymerase II; intracellular copper ion homeostasis; intracellular iron ion homeostasis. Gene Ontology annotation, cellular component: nucleus.